Molecule: messenger RNA, 421 nt
Organism: Trypanosoma cruzi
Lineage: Eukaryota; Euglenozoa; Kinetoplastea; Trypanosomatida; Trypanosomatidae
Product: heat shock protein 70 (HSP70), putative
Exons: 1
Biological process (GO): endoplasmic reticulum unfolded protein response; cellular response to unfolded protein; protein refolding
Cellular component (GO): membrane; cytoplasm; endoplasmic reticulum chaperone complex
Molecular function (GO): heat shock protein binding; ATP-dependent protein folding chaperone; ATP hydrolysis activity
Source: RefSeq, a predicted model, not a curated record
GUGGCCUUCACGGAGACUGAGCGUCUCAUUGGCGACGGUGCGAAGAACCAACUGCCGCAGAACCCGCACAACACGAUCUACGCGAUCAAGCGACUCAUUGGACGAAAGUACAGCGACGCCACGGUACAGACUGACAAGAAGCUGCUGUCGUACGAGGUGGUGGCGGACAAGGACGGUAAGCCUAAGGUGCAGGUGGAGGUUGGCGGUAAGAAGAAGCAGUUCACGCCCGAGGAGGUGAGCGCGAUGGUGCUGCAGAAGAUGAAGGAGAUCGCGGAGACGUACCUGGGCGAGAAGGUGAAAAACGCCGUUGUGACGGUGCCCGCGUAUUUCAAUGACGCCCAGCGGCAGUCGACGAAGGAUGCCGGCACGAUCGCGGGGCUGAACGUUGUGCGCAUCAUCAACGAGCGGAAAGCAGCUGCCA